CCGCGCGGCAUUGUGGGCCUUUGGCGGAAAGAUGGCUCCCCUCAGCCGGGCGCUGCUCGCCGUCCGUACUUGGAGCCGCUUUUGCGCCGGCCGGCGGGCGCUUUCCGACGGGCCCAGCGCCACCUCGGGAUGGAAGCUCUACGGGGCGCUUUGCCUGCAGCGGAGGCCGCUCCUCGCGCAGCUGCCCAGCCCGGAAGAGGAGGAAAUGGCCGAGCUGACCCAGCAGAUAGAGGUAGAGAAAAGCUUGUAUUCAGACCAUGAACUCAGAUGUUUCGCAGAGGAUGAGCUUCUGCGUGAAAGGAAUAAAGAAAAAUACGAUAUUCCGGAGAAGGUUGUCCUGGUCCAAGAUAUUGAAGAUGCAUGGGAACAGAAGUUUCAGAAGUUCAAACCUGCCCCACGGAUAACAGAGGCUGACCAAAAUGAUGACCGGACCUCUUUGAACAGGAAGUUGGACCAGAAUUUGAUGCUGCUGGUUAAGCAGAAAUUUGGAGAGGAAGAUAUAUGGCUGUUGCCCCAGACAGAAUGGCAACAAGGAGAGACGUUGCGAAACACAGUAGAACGGGUCUUAGUUACCCUUCCAGGAAUCCGGAUGCAGGCCAAGUUCCUAGGAAAUGCACCCUGUGGCUUUUACAAGUUCAAGUUCCCCAAGGCCAUCCGCAGCGAGACCAACCCUGGAGGAAAAGUGUUCUUUUUCAAAGCCUUCUUGGAGGGCAACCCCCAGCUUUCAUCCAAGGAGACAGUGGACUACUUGUGGGUCAGCAAAGGAGAGCUGGGGGACUACUUGAAACCUGCCUAUCAUUCCCAGGUUUCUCGGUUCUUAGUGGAUAUCUGAAUCCUAAAGCUACUAUUCCUCUUCUGUUCAGCAUCAGGGUGGAAAGUAAUGGGAGUGCCGUCACUUGAGUGGAGGAGACGGCACCACGUGCGCUUUGUAUGUGUAGAAGCCACGUUGGGCCCAGGAUAAUAAGGAUAAUAAAAUAAAUGCUAAACAAGCAAGCCAAGAAAUGGCAACAUCUA
Molecule: messenger RNA, 1014 nt
Organism: Crotalus tigris (Tiger rattlesnake)
Lineage: Eukaryota; Metazoa; Chordata; Lepidosauria; Squamata; Viperidae
Gene: MRPL46
Product: mitochondrial ribosomal protein L46
Exons: 4
Coding region: 32-832 (266 amino acids)
Cellular component (GO): mitochondrial large ribosomal subunit
Molecular function (GO): structural constituent of ribosome
Source: RefSeq, a predicted model, not a curated record